GGCGAGCGGACGGUUGGUGGAGCUGAUGUGAGUGGGUCGGGCGGCGGGAGCAGCUCUCGGUCCCGUCCCCUUCUGGCGCCCGGCUGGCGAGUGGCUGCUGGCUCUAGUGUUUUCUGUAUUGAUUCAGUGCAGGUUUCUGAUUCGUCAAUUGAUAAGGAUGUCGAGUGAUCGUGCUCUAUUAAAUCGCUUGGAGCAGAGGGCUGUAGAGGCUGACCAGGUCAUUGAAUAUCUUAAACAGCAAGUGGCAUUACUUAAAGAGAAAGCAAUCCUACAGGCAUCCCAAAGAGAAGAAAAGAGACUUCGUGUUGAAAAUGCAAAGUUGAAGAAGGAAAUUGAGGAUUUAAAGCAGAAUCUCAUUGAAGCAGAGAUCCGUAAUGGAGUUAAACAAAUUCCAGUUCCGACAGUGGCUUCCGUUCAGUCUGCUCCUGAAACAUGUUUGUCUCCACAAACCCAAGUGGUUACUACAAAUGCAAAUGUGAAAACAUCAGAAGUGAGUGAAGACAAGAAAAAGAAAGACAAACCGGACAAGAAACCAGAUAAAAAAGGAGAAAAGAAAGAGAAGAAACAGACAACGGGAGGCGGUGAUGAUUCCAAACCAAUUGACAUUUCUCGCUUAGACCUACGCAUUGGGCGUAUCAUCUCUGCUAAAAAGCAUCCUGAUGCUGACUCGCUCUAUAUGGAAGAAAUUGAUGUUGGAGAAACAAAUCCAAGAACUGUUGUCAGUGGACUGGUGAAACAUGUGCCCAUUGAGGAGAUGCAAAAUCGACUGGCAGUAAUGCUGUGCAACCUUAAACCAGCUAAAGUGCGGGGAGUAGUCUCGCAAGCUAUGGUGAUGUGUGCAAGCUCACCAGAGAAAGUUGAAAUCUUGGAUCCUCCAUGUGAUGCCCUGCCUGGGGAUAGAGUAACUUUUGAAAACUAUCCUGGUGAACCCGACAAGGAGCUAAAUCCAAAGAAGAAAAUAUGGGAUCAAAUUCAGCCGGACCUAAGCACAAAUGAAGAAUGUAUUGCCACAUACAAAGGAACUCCAUUUGUGGUGAAAGGAAAGGGCGUUUGCAGAGCUCAGACAAUGGCUAAUAGUGGAAUCAAAUAAAUUUUAUUUCUCUGUAAUGUUAAUGAGUGUCUAAUACUGCAAAAAGCACAAUAAAUACUUGAAAACA
This is a messenger RNA of Pristis pectinata (smalltooth sawfish), 1157 nucleotides long. It is a transcript of the gene aimp1a, whose product is annotated as aminoacyl tRNA synthetase complex interacting multifunctional protein 1a. The record is from RefSeq and is a predicted model, not a curated record. The transcript is spliced from 7 exons. Gene Ontology annotation, molecular function: tRNA binding. Bases 158 to 1090 code for a protein of 310 amino acids. NCBI's taxonomy places the organism in Eukaryota, Metazoa, Chordata, Chondrichthyes, Rhinopristiformes, Pristidae.